CUUCGAAAGAUUGGUACCCGACGAUCAUUGUUGCCAUGUUCAAUCUUGGUGACUUUUUGUCGCGUUUCCUGUUGUUUUUCAAACGUCUGCGGCCCUCACCGCGAUUUGUGCUGGCUGGGUCGUUCUUGCGCACGCUCAUCGUUCCGUUUCUGGUGCUGUGUUUGCGCGGGAUCAUCCCUGGUGACGUCCCCCCGUACAUUAUGUGCCUGUUGUGGGGUCUGACCAACGGCUACUUUGGUGGGAUGGCGAUGAUCCAUUGCACCCGCACGCCGUCGCUGACGAUGGCCGGUCAGCGCUCCAUUGCCGGCAUCAUGGCAAGCCUGUCACUCCUGCUGGGCCUGUUUUUGGGUUCCUCCCUGGCCAUGGCGGUGAUGAAAGGACUGCCGCGAUAG
This is a messenger RNA of Trypanosoma cruzi, 392 nucleotides long. RefSeq names its product nucleoside transporter 1, putative. Gene Ontology annotation, biological process: nucleoside transmembrane transport. Gene Ontology annotation, cellular component: plasma membrane. Lineage: Eukaryota; Euglenozoa; Kinetoplastea; Trypanosomatida; Trypanosomatidae. The transcript has a single exon. Gene Ontology annotation, molecular function: nucleoside transmembrane transporter activity. The record is from RefSeq and is a predicted model, not a curated record. The annotation marks the transcript as partial.